AUGCGCAUUGGAUGCCCCAUUAAGAUUGUCGUACGUGCUGUGGAUGUUAGCAAUCCUGCCGAGGACGCUCGAGUCACUCAGGUCACCGGCAACGUGCUGCUACUGCUAUAA
This is a messenger RNA of Phytophthora nicotianae INRA-310, 111 nucleotides long. RefSeq lists its product as hypothetical. The transcript is spliced from 2 exons. The record is from RefSeq and is a predicted model, not a curated record. Lineage: Eukaryota; Oomycota; Peronosporomycetes; Peronosporales; Peronosporaceae. Bases 1 to 111 code for a protein of 36 amino acids.